Molecule: messenger RNA, 855 nt
Organism: Oikopleura dioica
Lineage: Eukaryota; Metazoa; Chordata; Appendicularia; Copelata; Oikopleuridae
Source: the annotation of a GenBank genome assembly
AUGAUGAGCGCUCCAGAAGUGAUGCCACAGACGAUGCAAAGUUUCCAGUACCUCAACUACGCUGCCCAAUAUCAGCAACAGCGACUGAACUUUGCUAACGGCUACCAUCAAUCCGGACCGGGUCUUCACGAUACUCCAUCAGUUUCCGCACAUGAAAGUCUUUCCACAAUGAAUCCAGUAUCCGUCAGCGCUCCUUCAGUCCUCGACCCAGCCACUCAACUCGGUCAUUUGAACGCUGCUAUCACGAAACUAGAACCACAGUUGCCAGUAGCUCCUACAGGCCACAGUACCCCUGCCUCGACCUCGCCAAAUCAACCAACGCAAGAGCAGAGUCUGCCAAUGACUCCACCCCGGCCGAAUGCGAUGGAACCGCUGGUAGAGAGUUUUUACGAAAAAGAUAUCGAAGAAGAGCUCGAUGAACAUUUCAAGAAGUCACAGUCAGAAACGAAAACAAGAAGAGGACUCAUCUUCCCCGCAUCGUACUACCAGCAACAGACCUCCCCGGCCGCCCAAGCUCCGGCAUCGGCAGUCUCACAUCUUCAUCACUGUCGACCACGCCACCGUACGGUCAUUACAGUGGAUUCCCUGGCUAUGGCACGGGUCCAACGUCUUUCUCUCCGCACACCAGCGCCACACCGACCACCUCGCACUCCUUCUCCCCAACCAAUCAGGCGGCGAGUCCCUACUGGAGCCACGAGCUACAAUUCUUCCCUCAAUCUGACGGCAGGAGUCGGUACUUACAAUCAGAGCAGUCUUUUCCCUUCGACUGGACCAACAGCAGCAACAGGACUCGAUCAACUUGGAGCAAAUCAGUCGCCUUUUCAAGCCGCAGCAGCUGGAUUCCGGAGCUACUGA